Molecule: messenger RNA, 5327 nt
Organism: Haemorhous mexicanus (house finch)
Lineage: Eukaryota; Metazoa; Chordata; Aves; Passeriformes; Fringillidae
Gene: AOX1
Product: aldehyde oxidase 1
Exons: 35
Coding region: 62-4057 (1331 amino acids)
Molecular function (GO): oxidoreductase activity; NAD binding; FAD binding
Source: RefSeq, a predicted model, not a curated record
UUAACGAGGCGCGGCCAGCUGCGCGGCUUUCCCUGCUGCUCCCGGUCCCGGACUGCGAACCAUGGCACUGCCAGCGGCUGCGGCGCCUGAGGAGCUCGUGUUCUAUGUGAAUGGGAGGAAGAUAAUAGAAAAAAAUGCUGAUCCUGAACAGAUGCUCUUGGCUUAUCUGCGAAAGAGGCUCUGCCUUACAGGAACUAAGUAUGGCUGUGGAGGAGGUGGCUGUGGUGCUUGCACAGUGAUGAUAUCAACUUAUGAGCCAGCUUCAAAAAAGAUAAGACACUAUUCAGCCAAUGCAUGUCUGCUUCCAAUUUGCUCCUUGCAUGGUGCAGCAGUGACUACAGUGGAAGGUAUUGGAAGUACUAAAACCAGGAUUCAUCCAGUUCAGGAAAGACUUGCCAAGUGCCAUGGCUCCCAGUGCGGUUUCUGCACACCUGGAAUGGUGAUGUCCAUAUACACUCUGCUAAGAAACCAUCCAGAACCAACUUUGGAGCAGAUGAUUGCAGCUCUGGCUGGGAACUUGUGCCGCUGUACUGGAUACAGGCCAAUCCUAGAUGCCUGUAAAACCUUCUGUAAGGAAUCCAUUUGUUGUCAAAGGAAAGCAAAUGGAAAAUGUUGCUUGGAUCAGGAAGAUGAUUUGUUUGACAAUGAAGAAAAGGUGUCCACCAGCCUGUUUUCAACAGAUGAAUUCCAGCCCUUGGAUCCCACCCAGGAGCUUAUAUUCCCUCCAGAACUAAUGAGAAUGGCAGAAAAUCAACCAAAAAGAACUCUGGUUUUUUGUGGGGAGCGAGUAACAUGGGUUUCUCCUGUAAGCUUGGAUGAACUUCUGGAUCUGAAAGCCACCUACCCUAAAGCACCUCUUGUGGUUGGGAACACCAGUGUGGGACCUGACAUGAAAUUCAGAGGUGUGUUCCAUCCAGUUCUUAUUGCUCCUGCAAGGAUCCCUGAUCUGAAUGUGCUGAAAUACACAAACGAUGGAUUAACUCUGGGAGCUGCCUGCAGCCUCUCUCUAGUGAAAGACAUCUUGACAAAUGCAAUUGCCAAGUUCCCUGAAGAGAAGACGAGGGUUUUCUGUGCUGUCUUGCAGCAAUUGAGAACUCUGGGUGGAGAACAGAUAAGAAAUGUUGCUUCAUUUGGUGGAAACAUCAUAAGUAGAAAAUCAACAUCAGACUUGAAUCCUGUUCUGGCAGCCAGCAACUGCAUGCUCAGUCUGGCUUCAAGAGGACAAAGGCGACAGAUUCCUAUGAAUGAUAUUUUUGCAGAUGGAGUUGGUAACAAUACCAUUACACCAGAAGAGAUCUUAGUCUCUAUCCAUAUUCCCUAUUCUAGGAAGGGGGAGUAUGUGUCUGCAUUUCGACAAGCACCAAGACGGGAAAAUGCUCUUCCGAUAACCAAUGCUGGGAUGAGGGUCCUUUUUGAAGAAGGUACAGACAUUAUAAAGGAUCUAAGCAUUUUCUAUGGAGGUGCUGUCUCAACAACAGUCUGUGCUAAACAAACCUGUUGGACACUUAUUGGAAGACACUGGAAUGAACAAAUGUUGGAUGAAGCAUGCAGACUAGUCCUUAAAGAAAUUGCUCUUCCAGGCUCAGCUGGUGAUGAAAAUGUAGACUAUAAGAAAACUUUGAUGGUCAGUUUCUUCUACAGAUUUUUCCUGGAAGUAUCGCAGUCAUUGAAGACAAUGGAUCCUUGCCAUUAUCCUGGCAUACCUGUGGAAUAUCAGAGUGUCCUACAAGAUUUCAAAACCAGAAUGCCCCAGAGUACCCAAAUAUAUCAGGAUGUAGACCCGAGCCAGUCUCCCCAGGACCCUGUAGGACGGCCCGUUAUGCACCAGUCUGGGAUAAAGCACACCACUGGGGAAGCAGUCUACAUUGAUGACCUUCCUUCUGUGGAUGGGGAGCUUUUCCUGGCUCCUGUCACUAGUUCCAGAGCUCAUGCUAAGAUUGUAUCUAUAGAUACCUCAGAGGCCCUAAAAGGAGCAGGUGUGUUUGAUGUCAUAACAGUUCAUGAUGUGCCCGCUGCAAAUGAGUUUCAUUUUUCUGAUGAUCCAGAGAUUAUAUUUGCAAGAAACGAGGUGAUUUGCGUGGGUCAGAUUGUCUGUGCUGUGGUCGCAGAUUCAGAUGUUCAUGCCAAACAAGCAGCUGCAAAAGUGAAGAUAGAGUAUGAAAUGCUGGAACCAGUAAUUUUAACAAUUGAGGAAGCUAUAAAACACGACUCAUUCUUUGAGCCAAAAAGAAAAUUAGAACAAGGAAAUGUUGAUGAGGCAUUUGAAACUGUUGAUAAUAUAAUUGAAGGGGAGAUUUGCAUUGGGGGACAGAAACACUUUUACAUGGAGACUCAGAGCAUGCUUGUUGUACCAAAAGGAGAGGAUAAAGAAAUGGAUUUGUAUGUGUCAACACAGCAUCCAGCAAUUAUUCAGGAGAUGGUAGCAGCAAGUUUAGGUGUUCCAGCCAACAGGAUCAUGUGCCAUGUUAAACGAGUUGGUGGAGCUUUUGGUGGGAAAAUCCUGAGAACUGGCUUACUGGCAUCAGUUGCUGCAGUGGCAGCAAACAAAACCAGCAGAGCAGUCCGUCUUAUUCUGAGCCGAGAGGAUGAUAUGGUAAUCACUGGUGGCCGACAUCCUUUUAUGGCUAAAUAUAAAGUUGGCUUCAUGAAUGAUGGUAGGAUCACAGCUGUGGAUGCCAAAUAUUAUGUUAAUGGAGGGUGUACCCCUGAUGAAUCUGUCCUGGUAGCAGAAGUAUCCUUAUUAAAAAUGGACAAUGCAUACAAGAUUCCCAACUUGAGAUGCUGGGCUUAUGUCUGCAAAACAAACUUGCCAUCAAAUACAGCAUUCCGAGGCUUUGGCUUUCCUCAGUCAGGACUGGUGACAGAAACUUGGAUAACAGAUGUUGCAGAUAAAACUGGUUUAUCACCAGAAAAGAUUAGGGAAAUAAAUAUGUAUAAGAAGAGUGAGCAGACACACUUCAAACAAACACUUGAUCCACAGAAUUUAAUACGGUGUUGGAAUGAAUGUAUGGAGAAAUCUGCAUACUACAGUAGGAGAACAGCUAUCAACGAAUUUAACAAACAAAAUUACUGGAAGAAAAGAGGGAUUGCCAUUGUACCAAUGAAAUUUCCACUUGGACUAGGCACACCUUACCUUUCUCAGGCUGCUGCACUGGUUCAUAUUUAUACUGAUGGGUCUGUGCUUCUGACACAUGGUGGAAUUGAAAUGGGGCAGGGUAUUCAUACAAAAAUGAUCCAGGUUGCUAGUCGGGAAUUGAACAUCCCCAUGUCAUGUAUCCACCUCUGUGAAACGAGCACAACAACUGUUCCCAAUGCAUGUGCCUCGGUAGGAUCUGCAGGGACAGAUGUCAAUGGCAUGGCUGUGAAGGAUGCUUGCCAAACUCUUCUGAAACGCCUGCAGCCCAUCAUCAAGAAGAACCCAACAGGGACCUGGAAUGAUUGGAUUAAAGAAGCUUUUAAACAGUGUGUGAGCCUUUCAGCUACUGGCUAUUUUAGAGGUUACAAUGAACACAUGGACUGGGAGAAAGGGGAAGGACAGCCAUUCACAUAUUUUCUUUUUGGAGCUGCUUGUUCAGAGGUUGAAAUUAACUGUCUAACAGGAGAUCACAAGAACCUCAGAACAGACAUUGUUAUGGACAUUGGAUGCAGCAUAAAUCCAGCUGUGGAUAUAGGACAGAUUGAAGGUGCUUUUGUUCAAGGUGUUGGACUGUAUACAAUGGAGGAGUUAAAGUAUACUUCAGAAGGAGUCCUCUAUACUCGGGGUCCAGACCAGUAUAAGAUCCCUGCUGUUUGUGAUAUUCCAGAACAGUUUAGUGUUUCCCUGCUGUCACCUUCUCAAAAUCCUUAUGCCAUCUAUGCAUCCAAGGGGAUAGGUGAGGCAGGAUUCUUCUUGGGAUGCUCUGUGUUCUUCGCUUUGAGGGAUGCAGUAACUGGUGUGAGGAAUGAAAGAGGACUGAAAAAGAGCUUUGCACUGAGCAGCCCCCUGACUGCUGAGCAAAUACGGGCAAGCUGUGCUGAUGCCUUUACUGGGAUGGUCGGAGAAGAUGGCAAACAAUGAAGCUUCUUCCUCCUUGGGCCACAUUUGUGUGAAUGACAAACCAUAGUGCACAAGACUGGAAUGGAAAACUGAUUUACUGCCCUGAGACGCACUAAUCAACACACAGAUAAAUGUAUUUUCUUGUUUCCUGAAUAGAAUCAGCUACCAAAAAUAUGCACUUUAUAUCUUACAUCCUUAUCUUCAUUCUUUCUCCAGUGUACUCAUUACAGUAUUUUGCUUAAUGACUGCAUUUGUCAGAAAUAAAUCUUCUGCGUUUGAACCAUAUGUUUUCAACAAAAAAGAUCUGCUGAUCAGCACAGCUUAAAUGCUGCAGGAGAGGAAAAUUAGAAUGAAGUGUAAAGGUAUGCUGGAUAACUUACUGCCACGUAUUGCACUAAACAACUUCAUAUGAUAAAUGAUUUUGUAAUGGCUUCAGCUAAUUUUCUGAUUUAGAUUUGAGUCUUGCAGUGAAGUGUGAGUGCAGAGAUCUUUGUCAAAGAAUCAGAACCUUGUUCGUUGGAUUCAGAACAUUUUUGACCAGAAGUGAUGCUCUGACUUGUAGUAAAGCUGGUUUAGAAUCUUUUGGCACAGGUAUCUUUGUGUUAAAAACAUGCAAGAAACAAGACUUAUGAUUCUCUUUUGCUAUGCCAGGCAACUUGUCAUGGCUGGUCUAGAUAUAUAGAAUUUUAUCCCAAAAGUUGACGGAGUUGUAAUUUCCACCAGAAGCUUUCUUUAUCUCAUGGAGCAAGCCAAAAGCCUCUGCACAGAAUGGGAAAAUUGGCAUGGAGUUCAGUGUGCUUUGAAUGGGAGAAUGGAUGACCUGUCAGCCUGCAGGCUCUUCUUAUUUCACUGCCUGUGUGUUCCACAAUUUCUCUUGUCUUCCCUUCAUUUGUUGAGCUGACACUGUAUCUGUGACAGAAAUCAGGUCAGUCACUUUAACAGCUUUUGCAUUGGCUAUUAAGAUAGGAAAUCUUUAUUGUUUCAAUUUGUCUCUCUGUAGCCAUGGUGAGUUGGUGAAAUGCAGUUGCUUAAACAUAGGUGUCUAGACCAUUGUAGAUGUCAUAAGACAGAAGAGACAUGGCACAGGAGAGAACUAGACUGAAAGAAAUGAUACAGCAGCUUGAGACCAGGCAGGUAAUAGUAAUUGUAAUCAGUGGAAGUGGUACUGAAGGUGACUUAGGCAGCUGGAGCCUUUUUGGGGUUUACUUCAUUUUCUUCACUUUCUUUGUAUUAAUUUGGCUUUUAUAUAUUGUUAGAAGUCAAUAAAUUGAGUGUGAAUGCUGCUGCCACA